Molecule: messenger RNA, 1587 nt
Organism: Akanthomyces muscarius
Lineage: Eukaryota; Fungi; Ascomycota; Sordariomycetes; Hypocreales; Cordycipitaceae
Exons: 2
Coding region: 1-1587 (528 amino acids)
Biological process (GO): regulation of transcription by RNA polymerase II
Cellular component (GO): RSC-type complex; nucleus
Molecular function (GO): DNA-binding transcription factor activity, RNA polymerase II-specific; DNA binding
Source: RefSeq, a predicted model, not a curated record
AUGGGUCCCUUUGCUUCCAACAACUGGGCCUGGCCUUAUGCUCCGAUGAACGACCCUUACACCGCCGCCGCUGCCUACUCACAAAUCUCCAACAACACCUAUCCGACAUUCCUGGCAGAUUCCAUGGACACUUAUUCAGUGCACCAACAGCGUCUGCUCAACCAGCAAGCGCCUCGCACCACAGAGUCCAAGCCUCGCCUAUCCAAGGAAGAGGUGGAGGUUCUCGAGGCCGAGUUCCAGAAGAAUCACAAGCCCAACAGCACAACAAAGAAGGCUCUCGCCGAGUCUAUGCGAGUAGACAAUGCUCGUAUCAAUAACUGGUUCCAGAACCGUCGUGCCAGAGAAAAGAAAGAGAAAAACAUCAGAGAAUACGAGGCCAAGCAGAGGCAGGAGAAGGAAAAGGCCGUUGCUGAUGGUGUCAUCAUGGGCGGUGACCGCAAACGUGACCUUGUUGCCUCUAGUGCUCCUUUCCCCGGCUCCCAGCCUGCAUCUCACAUCCGCGAUGGCUCCGACUCGCCAUCAAGUCCUGCCGAUCCCGAUGCCGGCCUCGACUUGAUCCGUUCAGACGAUAUUGUGCCCUCCAUGGAGACUACGCCUGACCUCAUAAGUGAGGCCACUGCUUUUGCGAAGCGCGAGGCGUCUGCCAACGACGAGACCGAGGGCAAGUCGCCAGAGGAGAUGCACGACUACAUCUCCCUCUCCGAGGCCAGCGCCGAUGGCAUCGACAAUGAGCUGUAUAUGCCCAUGGCCAGCCGUAGCCCCAGCCAGCUACUUGGCCCCGAGUUCCAGGGCAUGACCGCUGGUGCUGCCAAGGCUAGCCAGUUCUUCUCCUCGCCGAUGUUCCUGGGUAGCCUUCAGACCGACCAGUCUACCUUUGGCUUAGUUGACCGUGAUGUUUCCAUCAGCCCAACUUCGCAGCUCCCGGCCGGUAUGCAGCUCAAGUCGCCGCCCUCCAUCGACAUUGCCACUCGCCGCAACCGACGCCCGACUCCUCUGUCAAUCAACGCUGCUCGCAUCGGCAACCCGGGCUCUGGGUUCCCCAAGACCGCCAUCGACCUUAACAAGGUGGCCGAUUCGGCUAGAUUUAUGCGCAGAACCUCAUCCGCUUCGAGCUCUGGACGCAUCUCGAAGCCUACGACUACGCCUCGCAACAUGUUCACCAUGCACCGAUCGCCCUCGUCAACCGGUGCCGCCAGCUCCAUGGCUCCCCCGACGCCCGACACUCCCAUCGUUAGCAAUGUUCAGAACAUUAACGAUCUGGCCCUGUCGGGAAACUUUUCGCUGGACACCAAGAUUGCCGGCUUCAUGUCCCACGACCCUACGCUGUCAACACCCCCCAGCACUCCGGGCAUGAUGGACAGCGGCUUCCACAUGAACUCGGCCUACGGAAUGGGCAUUUCGGAGGACUACCUGGUCAACACUGGUCUGACGGGUCUUCCUUCAAACUUUGAUCUGUCCGCCAUUUCUGUUCCCGGAUACGUCAACGGCGCUGGCAUGUCUGUUCAACAAGCGGCCGGCGUAUACAACCAGCAGAGCAGCAGCCCUUCGUACCUGGGCUUCUAUGGCAAUGCCGACUGGUCUGCUUAG